This is a messenger RNA of Parnassius apollo (apollo), 255 nucleotides long. The record is from the annotation of a GenBank genome assembly. NCBI's taxonomy places the organism in Eukaryota, Metazoa, Arthropoda, Insecta, Lepidoptera, Papilionidae.
AUGUUCUGCAUAUGCCUCGACAAGUCGUGCGGGCGUGCGGGGAGCGGGCGGGCGCAGCUAACGGGCGUCCUGCGCGCGCUGACGUCACCGCUCGAUAGCGGCCCGGCCCGCCCGGCGCCCGCACCCGCCGCUCAGUCCCCGCAAGUCCGCCGCGCGAACCGCACGCAAGGCAAGCUCUCCGCACGCCGAUACGAAUGUGAAACCAGUGUUUGCGUGUACCAUGGUGACAGUGUCUCUCGACGCGAGUACAACUAA